AAACCAUCUUGUUACAUUCUUCCCCUGCAACUACCGGCUAUUUGCUCAGCUGACUGUUGAUUCGAACCACUGGCCAUCAAUGCGCUUCUCGCUUGUGUCAGCGAUCCUUUGCCACACUCCAAUAACAGCAUAGGUGCGCCCUGGUCCUUGAUCAGCGGAUGACUGAUGCAAGAAUUAUCUCAACUUGGUGUGCUUGUUCACUUGACCGCCGCGAUCCGCUCUCCCGGCGCUGUGAAAAUGUGACAAGGUGUUGUACAUAGAUAGUCGGUAAGUGAGUAAUCAUCGCAAGCAGGGACGACGUCGACGAGGUGGGGUAAUCGAGGUAAUCUCUACCACCCACCAUCGCAUCUUCUCGAGUCCAAACCUAAUGAUAUGAGGAUCCUCACUUGGCCAUACCACGGUAUAUCAUGUCCAUGACUGGGAGGCACACAUGAUAUGUCACUGUCCGAUUAGCUCGGCGCAGUAUCACCACAAGAGACCUGGUCCAGGGCUUAGCACAAGAGAUAAUACCACUCAUUUUUGCGAACUUGAUACACGAGCACAGACGAGGUGACGAGACACUAAACAUGAAGAAAGUCUUCAGAUAUUUGCAGGAUCAAGCCGUCCAAGCCUCACAACAGAAAUAUUCAGGCGCCGCAUAUCUCUCGUCAUCGAGCAAGGAGCCGCAACAACGGAUACGCCAUAAUGCCAGCUCCUCGCAAUACCAGGAAGCCCAUACAACUCAUCAUCACUCCCGAUCCGAACAUCCCAGCACCGCGGCACACAGCUUUCCCGCACACACGACUGCCGGGAUACCGAGAUCUGAUCAUGAACAAGAACAAGAACAAGAACAAGAACAACGAGACCCAGAGGACCUUCCUUCGCCGAGUCCCAGGAUCUCGGACGACCUGGCAAGGAAUGUCACUCGCCAUCAGUACGGACAGGACAACAUCUUACAAUCCUACGACCUCUACAUCCCGGAACCCAAGACCGAGGCUGAGGCUGACGCCGACGCCGACGCCGACGCCGAAUCGUCGCCCGGGUAUUGGAUCUUGUACAUCCACGGCGGCUACUUUCGCGACCGCAGCGUGACGUCUUCAUCUUUCCUCCCGGCGCUGUCAAGGAUCGUGGCUUCUGACGGCCAUGAGAAAAGCCGUGUUCACCGUCUGGGGCAUCCACAUUUCCAUCUUAACAGGAACCACCACACCACUACUCGAAGCACCGACACCAACACCAACGAGAAAGAAGGUGUCGACGAUAUCUCGGCAUCCAUCUCCGGGUACGCCUCGAUAAACUACCGGCUCUCACCGCACCCAAAGUCGCCACAGGACGCGCGCACCACACCGGCCUACGAGCUGCGCAACGCCAAGUGGCCCGACCACAUGCACGACGUGCUCGCGGGCAUCGCGCAUCUGCAGCAAAAACACGCCUUCGGAGAGCGGUACCUGCUCGUCGGCCACAGCGUUGGCGCGACCAUGGCGUUGCUGAGCACGCUUGCCAGCGCGAGGUCGUUCACCACCGCCAGCACCAAGAACAACGGAACGCAGCAGCGGCAGCCUGAGUUUGAGUCACCGCAGUUGCUGCCGUGCAUAGAGCCGCCGCUAGCCGUCCUGGGCGUCAGCGGCAUCUACGACUUCCCGGCCCUGCAUGACAGUUUCCCGUCGUACGUCGACUUGACGAGGAACGCCAUGGACGCGGAUGACGAUGACCUGGCGAGUCCGGCGCGCUACACGGCCGAGGAGUACACACAGAUCUGGGUCGGUGCCAACGGUUUCGGGCUUGAUGAUGAUGAUGAUGAUGAUGACGAGGCGGUGGUGGUGAAGAAGGAAAAGAAGAAAACAAAAAAGAGGGCCGUUGUGCUGGCGCAUUCGAGGGAUGAUGGCCUUGUGGAUUGGAGGCAGGUCGAGGUCAUGAAGGGUGUUUUCUGUGGUGGUAAUGGUGGUGAUGGUGCUGGCCGGCAGGUGCAGGUGCAGGCAGAAGAAGGCCAGGGCGAGGGUCGGAUCGACGUGAAACUCGUCGAGAUCCACGGCGCGCAUAAUCGGAUUUGGGAGGACGGGACCGAGUUGGCCAGGGCCAUUGGAGUGGCUGUGAGGGUUAUGAGGACGCUUACAUAGUAGGUUGACAGACUGUGUCACACCUGCGAAGCAGUCAAAAGAUAUUAUACUACGUUAGUGUACUCCAUAUAUCAUCUGGGG
This is a messenger RNA of Exophiala xenobiotica, 2174 nucleotides long. RefSeq lists its product as uncharacterized. The coding region runs from base 567 to 2093 and encodes 508 amino acids. The transcript is spliced from 2 exons. NCBI's taxonomy places the organism in Eukaryota, Fungi, Ascomycota, Eurotiomycetes, Chaetothyriales, Herpotrichiellaceae. The record is from RefSeq and is a predicted model, not a curated record.